AGUCGUACACUUGCAAGUGUUAAACUCGGUAGAUGUGUACUUGCAAGUGUGCAACUCCUCGGUUGCACACUUCCUUAGAUUGGACGCUUACUGUGUAGGAAGUGUUCAACCAAAGAGUUGCACACUUGCAAGUGCACACCUACCGAGUUGCACACUUGCAAGUAUUGAACUUACAGUUGCACACUUAGAAGUGUUGAGCAGUUGAACACUUAGUUUAUCAGUGCUCCAGGCGCCCAGGUGAAGCGCGCCGCUGGAGGCGAGCGCCCCGAGGGGAGCAGACCCGCCGUGCAGCCGAGCCCCGGCGCGGCCUACCCUGCAGCCCAGCCGGUCUGUGUCGGUCUGUGUAGUUAAUCCGUAAGCAUGUAUGUAUGCAUUGAUUGCUUUCGUCUCACUUUUUAGCUAAACUUGGGUGUCUUGAUAUCGUAAACUAGAUGGGUGACAAAUUUUAGCAUGUUUAGGAAUCAACAUGAGGUUGAUGUGGGUGAAUAAGACGUGUUAAUACGAAUUAGCAGACGCGCGAGCUUCGCCCCAUGGAACAUAAAGCCAAAGCGGUCAGAUCGCAGCAAUGAUUGCUGAUAUAUCAGCGUACAAUGUACACUGUUAAGUUUUCCGAGCACCUCACUCUCAUCUGCAGAGAGAACGCUUGCUGUCUGCUGUGGUCUGGGCGGUUCAGCUCCACCGGGUUGGCAGGCAGCCCAAACAACGUGGCUGCCGGAGCGGUUGUGGUGGGCCGCUAGCAAGCGCACCCGCGCGGCGGCAGUGGCGACAGUGAACACGCGUCAUCGCCGUGGCAACCGUCUGCCGGACUUAACCUCACUGUCUGGUCUGCCCGAUACGAACAAAAACUAACACGGGAGAACGCGGACACGCAAAACGCUUUCAAUGUGGGGGCACCUGAAAGUGUUACAUUCAUGUGUGUUCUCAAAAUAUAUGUUUUCUUCGGCACCUCAUUGGUCUUCCCGUUGAAUGUGCAUUAGCCUUCGCAACCAAUGCGUCUACCAUAGCCUUAGCUGGUCGCAUACCGGCGAAGCCAUAAGCUCCUCCCCUCCGCUCCUCCCUCACUACUAACUCAUUUUUUCCGUGUAUUCAAUAUAGCUCAGGGCGAGCCUAUAAAGAAGCCAUAGCAGGAUGUCUCCGCAAACUACUUUACAGAACUGCCACCACCGACGCAAUAGGAAGUAGUUCUUUGAAGGGAAACCUCCGGUACACCUACACCAUGCCAUAAAAAAAUUAUGCGCCCACUUUUAAAUGUUUUUGCAACAGUAACUGCAUCGGGUUUCUUUUCCUUCUGCAUUGCCCGGGGCCCGGGGGGUCACCGAGGGGAACACACCGGUUAAACAAGGCGCAGAAGGAUCACGUGAUUUCACCCUGCGUCGUGAUUGGAUGUUUGCCGUCUUGGCCGAGACGAGACCGGGCAGCGGCGCUGGCAACUACAAUGUCGUCAGCUGUCAGUGCCUCCGCAUCGCCCGGUCAGGGCAGACGCAGCUUCUCUUUUCCGACUCCUAAUGCCGCAUUCGGCCGCAUCGGCGGCGCAUCCAGGCACGGCACGCCAGCCGUUAUUUAAUUGGAUUACAUCGUUGGAUAUCUUGCUUGUAUUUUGUGAAUGAACCCUUAAAAAAUGGCGCUGUCGAUAGAGGGAGACAUAGAGAAUCGAUUUCAGAAGAGCCUCCUGAACGCCCGGCUACAAGUGGCCGCAGCUGAUGGUAAAGUCAAUGAAGUAAACGACCUCGUACAAAAAGGUGCGGAAGUCAAUUUCCGAGACUCGGAUGGAAACUCUUACCUCCACUUUGUGGCUUGGCAGGGCUCUGAGGUCAUGUUCCAGUGUCUCAUUAAUAACGGUGCCAAGAUGAGUAUUGAAAACAACAUGCACGAGACGGCUCUCGACGUGGCGUUCAGUGCUAAAAAAGACGGCAUUGUAAAACUAAUUGCAGCAGAAAUGAUUAAAAAGACUGACGAACUCGGCUUCGAAAACUAUAAGCAACAGAAGAAGAUAAAUGAACUGCAAACUCUAAAAGGGCAGAAGCAGGAAGUCGGGUUGUAUCCUGCUACUCUUAGAAAGGACUACAAUUACAACUACGAAGAUAGAGAGAUUGACACUUUGAUGAAUAUUUUGUGUGUUCCUUUAGAGCAAGACUGUUUAAAAGAAAAAAAUAUAAGAUUCUGCGUCAUAUUUUCCAUAAGUUGCGAUAAGAACCAAACUAAAGAAAUAUUUCUGAUCCAGAGUGAGGAAGAGAAGACUUUCUUUACGACAUCCUGGAGUCAGGUUCAGGUAAAUGAGGGUAAAAUAACAGAGGAAAACUCGGUUAAAAUUUGUUGCAAUAAUAAUGAGCAUGACCCUAUAACCUCUGCGUUAGCGCGAUCAUUUAUUAUAAUGUCUGAAUCACGCAAGAAAACUUACCCAAAUAUUUGGAAUAAAGAAAACAUUCAAAAUUUAAUGAGGUCGCGCAAAGUGACACACGAGGACUGGAGAGUGUUUUUCGCCAACCUUAUUUACGAAUUAGAGAGAACCCACCAAAAAGCGGUGAAAUGGCUAAGUUUCUUGAAGGUUAAAAGUGAAAACGAGUACAGACAAGCAAAUAUUCUGAUAUUUUUUCUUGAGACAUUUGCCGCACAGGAUUCCUAUUUUCAGAUUCCAGUAACGAGGGCUGCACCAGAAAGAUUAACGGAAUUGAGAGAACUUAAGAAAAAUUACUUGCGAAGAAUUAGUCAGAUGCUGCUUUCAGAAGGAAAUCAGAUUGAUGUCGUGUCAAUUUCCUCGACAAUGCGGACGAAUAUUCUGAAAAAGUCACCGUCCUUUCAAGUUCAACCAGAAAGUAUCAUAGUUUCUGUCAAUGACGACCUAGGUUUGGACAUUUCGGAACUUUUUAGUGCGUUGAAAGACUUUGCCCAAAGUGUGGUAGAUUAUAUGGAGAAUAAAAUACCUGGGAAACUGCCAAAAAAUACACAGGAAGUAUUCAAAAAAUUAGAAGAAAAUGCGUCAGAAUUUUGCCCUGCGAAAGGACGUCGUUUGAGGCAGAUUGAUCAAGCAAUCAAGGCAUUUUCCAUGGAUGUUAACAAAUUGGGCGAAGAUGGGAAUCGACUCCAAAGUGUUUUGUUCAACUUGCUUGUUAAUGUCUUCCCCCGACUAGAGAUAUCUCCCUUGCGUGACAGUCGAGUGCGUCAUCUAAGAAAUGAGGUCAUGCACAAUUUUCAUAAUCAGAAAGGUACUGAAUUAAGUCAAAAAGUUCCGUGUGUUAUUCACGAUCUGUAUAGGUACCAGUUGGCAUUAAAGAUGCACGAAGUGCUUAAAAAGCGUGGAGACAACCGGGAACUUGCAGGACUUAAAGAGGAAUUGUCGAACAUAAUGAAGACUGUGGGAGAACACUACGUUAACUUCAACUUGGGCAUCAGUACUGGGAAAGGAGACAUUCUCUACGAUUCUUGUGAUUCGUCUCGGACGAGGGAGCAAAUACCUAAAAUUGUUCAAACAUAUGUAGACUGCAUAGCACCAAUAUUUGACAGUUGUAGCCAUGAGGAAGAAGAGGAUGAUGUCGUUUCCUCACCACGCCUUGGAGGCUUACAAAAAAGAGAGAUAUUUGAAAAAUUCUUGGCUAUUCGGAAUUCUACAGAAACUUCAGAUCAUGAUCGCGUUCAGUCAUUAUGCUUUGAACUAGAAGACAAACUCCUACAGCAUGGUAUAGUGGAAGCCACUUCGGCAGUGGAAAAUGCUUUUCAUAGUUCUAAUAAGCAGGAAAAUACGACACUGGUGACAACAAUUCAGCAGGAAGUAGAGGGACUUUUCAACGUACAUUUAUCUACACGUGAGUUUAGAGACAAGUUGUCGUGUCAGGAUGUAAUUGUUUUGCUCGAAGGGUUAAUUAAUAACCCAUCUUAUUCUUUUGGCAAGCAUGCAGAGCAAAUUGAUCUGUGUUCGGAGGGAAGAAAGUUCAUUGAGGAAAAAUUGACCUUAAUAGUCAAUGAGGAAGCAGUUGAUGUAAAAUGGCAUGGAAAACGCGUAAAAGUAAAAAAAUCGACUGUUGUUCUAAGUUUACUUAAAAUUUUGAGCGAAGUGCAAAGAGCUUAUCAGGUGAAAUUUGAUUCAAUAGUAGCAGCGUUUGAAGACCCUGAGUUCGUUUCUUAUUUGGUGGAGAAGGAGAUGAGAGAACAAGCUACUCUCUCGAUCCACGAGCUGGCUAAAGAGCUACCAAAGUUAAGAUUCCUUGCCCCUUUCAUAGCUUCUCUUGUCAUCAAGCGGAAAGAUUUUUGUUCUCUUGAUGAGAGUUCACGUACAAUUCUGUUGGAAAUGCUGUUGCAUGGCUCCUCGGAUAUAACAUACGUUAAGGACUUCGUUGCUCUGAACAAAGAUGAAGUGACCCAGACUAUGUUCAACAUUGUUGCUGAAGGUGAAGGUGUGGGUGAAGAGAAAGCUAUAUUUAUUUUAGUUGAUAUUGCUUUCAAGGGCAACCUCGGUGUCGUGUUUAACAACUUGAAAGAUAAAAACAGUGAUUUAAAAUCAAGACAUAUUAUGGAGCAUAGAAUCAUGUAUCUAUUUAACAAAGCAUUGCUGGAAACAAUUAAUGCGGGAAAGUUGCAUGAUGCCGAAAAUUUAAUUAACGAGAUAGAGAAAAUUUCCCUGGACAUGGCCAACAGUACUACUACCCUAAACUUGCUGAGAGCCAAGCUUCUCAUUAUUACAGGAAGAAGUUUGUGUAAAAACGGUAAAGACACAGCCAACAAAGGUAAAGGUAAAGACUGUUAUACCAAAGCCCAAAAUAUAUUGACCGCAUUAAUAGAUUCCUUUGGUGAGAAUGUAACGAAUAAAUACUACAUGCUGGCUUUGUCGAGAUUAGCGUAUACUUGCCACCUUUUGGGAAAGUGUACCAAUAAUCCUAUAGACCAACACAAACUGAAUGAGAGUGCUUUAAAAUAUUCAGAACAGUUGUGGCGUGUUUUGUGGCAAACCAUUUCAAUGAGCAGAAAAGAUCCUCCAGAUUUCAUUACCGUCCUGAACAGAGCAGAUGAUUCACAGAAGUAUAGAAAACUCAUGAAGAGCGGAGAAUUUUGGAAAUAUUUGAACGUACCGAAAAUUCGUCAGUGUGUAGGGCUAUAUACUGGUCUUAAAGGAAAGUAUUUGGAAGACCCUAAACUCUUGGAAGAGGCUAUAGAGAUUCUACGCGAGAUUUACGAUGUUACUGCUGCGAAACGGAAAGAUGAUUUCACGUCCCGGCGUCUAGUUGGAAUCUUAAAACACACAGCAAAUAAUUACAAGGACCUUUCUCUCGUCGUUAAUGACUUCGAAAGAAAGUCCUUUUAUCAACUGAAACGCUUCGAACUUACGUUAAUGCACUACAGUUCAGGUUUAGAAUGUUUCGGUUUCGAUCCAAACCAUACGAAAAACUGCUAUCGAAUGGCAAAGCAAUGUAAGGACGCAUGUACCCGUGGUAGAAGUCCGGCGGGGGCCAGAGGUAGAAAACGACUCUACUCCGGCCCUGACAGAGGGGAUGACCCAAAACGGAUGCGGCCCGAGACCAGAGACCCCUAUACUCGUCAUGAUGCGUUAACGAUGCCCAUGAACUACCAAGGUCAGCGAGGAGAGCAGGAACGAGGGCAGGGGCGGGAGCAAGGGCGAGGGCAGCGGCGAGUGCAGGGUAUUGAUUUUAUUUCCAUGUGUUCUGCAAGAGUUUCCGAUUAUUUCUAG
Frankliniella occidentalis (western flower thrips) is the source of this 5677-nucleotide messenger RNA. RefSeq lists its product as uncharacterized. Bases 1619 to 5677 code for a protein of 1352 amino acids. Gene Ontology annotation, molecular function: protein binding. The record is from RefSeq and is a predicted model, not a curated record. NCBI's taxonomy places the organism in Eukaryota, Metazoa, Arthropoda, Insecta, Thysanoptera, Thripidae. The transcript is spliced from 3 exons.